Messenger RNA from Ctenocephalides felis (cat flea), 1411 nucleotides. Its product is annotated as G protein-coupled receptor kinase 2-like. NCBI's taxonomy places the organism in Eukaryota, Metazoa, Arthropoda, Insecta, Siphonaptera, Pulicidae. The record is from RefSeq and is a predicted model, not a curated record. Gene Ontology annotation, molecular function: protein kinase activity; ATP binding. Gene Ontology annotation, biological process: regulation of signal transduction; protein phosphorylation. The transcript has 9 exons. Gene Ontology annotation, cellular component: cytoplasm. The annotation marks the transcript as partial.
CGGAUUUAGUUGGUAGUAAUGUAGUUUACUAGACAACCUAGUCCUAGUCAAUAUGUCGUGCGAAUGGGCGAUGGCGUUUCUUUCAUUCAAAUUGACAAACUUUUAACUUAUUGUCUAAUAUUAAAUGGCAGUACAGUACAUUUUUUUUUAUAUUGAACCACUUGAUAUUAUUCAAACUGUUUAUAGCGUAAAAGUGUUUGCAAAUUACAUUUGUGCGAUAUUGACCUGUGGAUGAAGUGUUGUUGCAAUUAUUUUAUAUGCGGGCUGAAAUUCAUCUCGAUGUCGACACAGCUCAUUUAAUAAAAUGAUUUGAUUUUUAGUUUUUACGACUUGACUUAUCAAAUGAUAUUAAUUACUAUCAGUAUUUUAAGAAGUGAAAAGUUGCAUAUAAAUCUUCAGGAAUUGUAUAAAUCAAUCUAUACACUGACUGCAGCAUGUAUGUGUGCAUAGCAGAGAGUAAUUUUUGGUUCCCGGGCUUUUGCCUGCAGCGGUUUUAGUUGAUGCUCCUGAAAAGUAUUAAGCUGCUCAAAAAUUUGUGCCAAAGUUUAUAUUGAAGUAUUAUCGGGCCAAAAAAGAAAAGUUGUGAAUUGACUGUGUGUCCCGCUUUUGUAGCGGGAUAGUUCAAUCAGCAACCUGGAACUAAUGGAACUGGAGAACAUUGUUGCCAACACUGUAUAUUUGAAAGCUCGUGAAGGUGGAUCAGACAGCAGCAAAGGCAAAAGCAAAAAAUGGAAGAAAAUUCUGCAAUUUCCUCACAUAUCUCAAUGCAUAGAUAUAAAAAACAAAAUAGAUGUAAGAUACAGUUACGUAGUGACACAGCAGCCAUUGGGAGAUUAUUAUUUCGCCAGUUUUUGUGAAAAGAAAAGACCACAAUAUUAUCCACGUUUGGAGAUAUCAUUAGAAAUAAGUAAGAAAUACCUCACAAGUAGUUCAAUUGAAUCGGGUGAUAACCCUGGUAAAACAGUGAUUGAUGUAUUAAAUGAUGAUGUUAUAGAGCUUGUAAAAACAAAUUAUCAAGUGGUUGUAAAGAUCUAUUUGAACUUGUGUUUUAAUCAUCAAAAACUUUUUGGCAGGGGGCCUUUCUGGGAUUUUGAAUCAUCAAUGUAUUUUCAUAGAUAUUUGCAAUGGAAAUGGCUAGAAGCAUUGCCUGUAACAUACAAGACUUUUCGAAUGUAUCGAGUUCUAGGAAAAGGAGGAUUUGGAGAAGUUUGUGCAUGUCAAGUAAGGGGCACGGGUAAAAUGUACGCUUGCAAAAAAUUAGAAAAAAACGAAUUAAAAAAAGAAGGGGGAGUCAAUGGUGUGUUGAUUGAAAAGCAAAUAUUACAAAAAAUUAAUUCAAGAUUUGUUGUCAAUUUGGCAUAUGCCUAUGAAGACCAAAGAUGCCCCUCUGUUGUUUUAACCAUAAUGAAUG